AUGAACCUUACCUCAGAUUUGUUGGACUUGAUGCUGAAGGCGUCCAACCUCUCACGAUGGCAAUUCAUCCAACAAUACUCCAUCCCACCUCUUGUGGCUGUGCCCAGGCUCCCAGAUGCCCUUCUACCAGUAUUUUGUCUGCUCUAUGUGCUCAUCUUUGGGCUUGCUGUGGUUGGAAAUGGGGCUGUGCUGGUUCUUCUUUGCCGUAAGAAAGCACUGCAGUCCCCAAGCACUUUCUUCAUCUGCUCGCUGGCACUCAGUGACCUUCUCAUUGGCAUUGUGUGUGUACCUGUGUCCCUGUCACAACACUUUUUUACCAACUGGCUGGCAGGCAACUUCCUGUGCAAGCUGGUCCCUUUCCUCCAAGUGACUGCCAUAGCAACCAGCAUCCUGACCAUGACUUGUAUCGCUGUGGAGCGUUUUCAAGGGAUUUUGUAUCCUCUUCAUGUCCGCAACAACUACAUCCUUCACAGCUCCAUCAUCAUGCUUGUGGCUGUGUGGAUAGUUGCACUGGCAAUUGCAGCUCCCAUGUGGUUUGUGCAGAAAGUACAGGUGAAAUACGACUUCCUGUUUGAUGUUCAUCACACCAGUUGUCUGGAGGUGUGGCCAAGCCAGCACUGGAGGCGGAAUUACACCUUAUGCCUAUCAGUGAUGGUUUUUUUGGUCCCAAUGGUGACCAUGGCUAUCCUGUAUGGAAAGAUCAUGAGGGAACUGUGGGGCAAACACCGCAUUCACGAGGCUGUGUUCCAAACACUGCCAGGGUCUGAGAUCAACAAGAUCACCAGGAGGAAGAGGAGGGCAGUGAAGAUGAUGGCCACGGUGGUGCUUCUGUUUGGUGCUUGCUGGGCUCCAUUUCACCUUGUAUCACUGCUGCUGGACUAUGAAAAGCUGAACCUGGACCUGCACUCAGAGUUUCUGUUGCUUAGCUUGGUGCAGAUCCUGGGCUUCAGCAACUCUGUGUGCAAUCCAGUGAUCUACGCAGCCCUCAACACCAACUUCAAGAGGGAUUUGCUGGCACUACUCAUGCACAGACGGAUACCCUGUUUCCGGAGAAGGCAGACCCGAGUUGGAGUCUCCGUCACGGAACCGAAGACCACCACGGAGAGGAGAGUCAGAGUCCAGCCAUGGAGCAAAGUUGCAUGGGACACAGAGAACGGUGUGGCACUGGUAACAAAUGGAACAAGGUCCGAAUCAUUCAACCCCAUGAACCUGCUUGGUUCAAUUUGUCCCAGUCACAACUCAGGCACCGUCAUUCUGAACGUCACUGACCCCGUGCACAUGGAUGCUACCUACAGAUCGGAUCAGAAAACAGCAGGAAUUACGAGUGAAUAA
Tachysurus vachellii is the source of this 1332-nucleotide messenger RNA. Its product is annotated as pyroglutamylated RF-amide peptide receptor. The record is from RefSeq and is a predicted model, not a curated record. The transcript is spliced from 6 exons. Gene Ontology annotation, cellular component: neuron projection; plasma membrane. Gene Ontology annotation, molecular function: neuropeptide receptor activity; neuropeptide binding. Gene Ontology annotation, biological process: G protein-coupled receptor signaling pathway. Lineage: Eukaryota; Metazoa; Chordata; Actinopteri; Siluriformes; Bagridae. Bases 1 to 1332 code for a protein of 443 amino acids.